Messenger RNA from Dimorphilus gyrociliatus, 1137 nucleotides. The record is from the annotation of a GenBank genome assembly. NCBI's taxonomy places the organism in Eukaryota, Metazoa, Annelida, Polychaeta, Dinophilidae.
GAGUUUGCUUCAGAUCAGCUGUGCGUCGUAUUGAAGCAGACAAUGGCAAAAACACAUCACAGUAAAACUGACAAAUCCAUUCUUAAACACUAUAUGGAAUUGGAGACAAAGGAUGAGAAAGUUCAAGUUAUGUAUGUUUGGAUCGAUGGAACUGGCGAGGGUCUUCGCUGUAAAACCCGAACAAUGGACAAAGAACCUAAAGAUCCAGAAGAAUGUCCACUUUGGAAUUUUGACGGUUCAUCCACCGGUCAAGCUGAGGGAUCGAACAGCGAUGUUUUCUUAAAACCAGUUAGAUUAUUUAAUGAUCCAUUUCGAAGGGGUAAAAACAAGCUUUUGCUAUGUGAAACCCUAAAAUAUAACUAUCAACCUGCUGAUACCAACCUAAGAAGUACAUGCAAGGAAGCAAUGGACAGAGCUCAUGAUAGCUACCCAUGGUUUGGAAUUGAACAAGAAUAUACAUUGCUAGAUAUUGAUAAUCAUCCAUUCGGAUGGCCGAAAGGAGGUUUUCCAGGCCCUCAAGGUCCAUAUUAUUGUGGCGUGGGAACAAACAGGGUUUUUGGACGAGAUAUCGUUGAAGCUCAUUACAGAGCAUGCCUAUACGCUGGAAUCAAGAUUGCUGGUACAAAUGCCGAAGUUAUGCCCGCCCAAUGGGAGUUUCAAGUCGGACCAUGUGAAGGUAUCGAAAUGGGAGAUCAUUUGUGGAUGGCCCGUUUCUUACUUCACAGAGUAGCCGAAGAUUUCGGAGUAGUUGCUUCAUUUGACCCAAAACCCAUGCCAGGCGAUUGGAACGGAGCUGGUGCCCACUGUAACUACAGUACCAUCCAAAUGAGAGAAGAUGGUGGUCUAAAAGUUAUCGAGAAGGCAAUUGACAGGAUGUCAAAGAAGCAUAAGGAGCAUAUUGAAGCGUACGAUCCUCACCAGGGUAAAGAUAAUGAAAGAAGAUUAACAGGUUUACACGAAACAAGUUCAAUCCACGACUUUUCUGCUGGUAUAGCAAAUCGCGGCUGUUCAAUUAGAAUACCAAGACAAGUUGGAGAAGAUAAAAAGGGCUAUUUGGAAGAUAGACGACCAAGUUCUAACUGUGAUCCUUACGCAGUUACCGAAAGAAUCGUUAGAACAACGGUUCUUGACGAAUAG